AUGGCCUUGGGGAACCACAGCACGAUCACAGAGUUCAUCCUCCUCGGACUGUCUGCCAACUCCCACGUCCAGGCUGUGCUCUUUGUUUUGUUCCUGGGGAUUUACCUCUUGACCAUAAUGGGAAACUUGAUUAUGAUGCUGGUGAUCAGGGCUGAUUCCCACCUCCACACACCCAUGUACUUCUUCCUGAGUCACCUUGCUUUUGUUGAUCUCUGCUUCUCUUCGGUCACUGUGCCCAAGAUGCUGGAGAAUCUUCAGUCUCAGAAGAAAACUAUCUCAGUAGAGGGCUGCCUGACUCAGGUCUUCUUUGUGUUUUUUGCUGCAGGAACUGAAGCCUGUCUGCUCUCAGUGAUGGCCUAUGACCGCUAUGCCGCCAUCUGCCACCCACUGCUCUAUGGGCAGAUUAUGAGUAAAUCACUGUAUAUGCAGCUUGUGUGGGGCUCGUGGGGACUGGGCUUUCUGGACGCACUCAUCAAUAUCUUCCUAACUAUGAAUAUGGUCUUCUGUGAGGCCAAAAUCAUUUCCCACUACAGCUGUGAGAUGCCCUCUCUCCUCUCUCUGUCUUGCUCUGAUAUCUCCAGAAACCUCAUUGCCUUGCUCUGCUCUACUAUCUUGCAUGGGCUGGGAACUUUCCUUCUGGUAUUCUUAUCCUACGCCCGUAUUAUCGCCACCAUCCUGAGCAUCAGCUCUACCUCAGGCAGAAGCAAGACCUUCUCCACCUGUUCUUCCCACCUCACUGCAGUGACACUUUACUAUGGUUCAGGUUUGCUUCGCCAUCUCAUGCCAAACUCAGGUUCCCCCAUGGAGUUGAUCUUCUCUGUGCAAUAUACUGUGAUUACUCCUAUGCUGAACCCCCUCAUUUACAGCCUGAAAAACAAGGAGAUGAAGGCGGCUUUGAAAAGAACUUUGGAAAAGUAUCUGCAAAACAUCAGGUACUAA
Pteropus alecto (black flying fox) is the source of this 939-nucleotide messenger RNA. Its product is annotated as olfactory receptor 8S1. The coding region runs from base 1 to 939 and encodes 312 amino acids. Gene Ontology annotation, biological process: G protein-coupled receptor signaling pathway. NCBI's taxonomy places the organism in Eukaryota, Metazoa, Chordata, Mammalia, Chiroptera, Pteropodidae. The record is from RefSeq and is a predicted model, not a curated record. Gene Ontology annotation, molecular function: olfactory receptor activity; G protein-coupled receptor activity. Gene Ontology annotation, cellular component: membrane. The transcript has a single exon.